Messenger RNA from Lycium barbarum (goji berry), 2242 nucleotides. RefSeq names its product protein NUCLEOLAR COMPLEX ASSOCIATED 4. The transcript is spliced from 16 exons. NCBI's taxonomy places the organism in Eukaryota, Viridiplantae, Streptophyta, Magnoliopsida, Solanales, Solanaceae. Gene Ontology annotation, biological process: ribosome biogenesis. Gene Ontology annotation, cellular component: small-subunit processome; nucleolus; Noc4p-Nop14p complex. The coding region runs from base 201 to 2051 and encodes 616 amino acids. The record is from RefSeq and is a predicted model, not a curated record.
UUAGCUUAAACCCAGUUCCCCAAAACCCUCCCUCCUCACCAUAGAAAUCAAGCUCUCUGUUCCUGCUCCGAUUUUAAAUUCAAUUUAUAAUCCUCUAUUUCAGUUAUCCCUUCGUUACCUAAAACUCAUUAAAGCCGGAGAUAUUACUUUCAAAGUUAAGAAGUUGGAAUUCAAAAUCAAAGCAGCAGAAGAAGUUAACAAUGGAUUCUUCAAUGGUGUCAAAGAAGCAAAAGAAGAAGAAAGAUAAAUACUCAUUGUCGGACCUCAAAGCCCUAGGUCACCAGCUACUUUCUUCAAGAGCACACGUAAACAACCUUCCUCUUCUCCUUUCAUUCAUCACCACAUCUACUCGUCCACAAUAUGCAUUGGAAUCUCUGCUUUCUCUUCAAUCAUUUUUCACUCCCUUGCUUCCCGAACUACCUUCUUCUUCGCUAUCGUCUUCAUUGAGUUCUGAAUUACAAGGUGAUCCCGAGUUUAUUUAUCGAACGUGGGUUCGUUCGAAGUUUGACGAAUUUGUGCAAUCCCUAAUGGAGAUUGCUAUCUGUUCUCAAUCCGAUGAAGCACUUAGAGAAGUUGUGUUGGACACGUUGAUGGAGUUUGUGAAAGUUGGAAAUGGUGGGAAGUUUCAUUCUUCUAUUUACCACAGGCUUCUUCAUAGCAUUGUUUAUUCCUCUCUUGAAGUAGAUGAUAUUUUGCUUGAUUUGCUCGCAUCAAAGUAUUUUAAGUACAUUGAUAUCCGAUAUUUUACAUACAUCAGCUUCGAAAAGCUUUCCCGAAGUAUAGGAGCCAAUGAUAUUGCAGACAAUAAAAAGGAGAGCCUAGACACCACUGAUGUGAAACAGCCAGAAUCAAGCUUGGACCUCUCAGUUCACAAGUUAUAUCAUCUACUAUCUCGUAUCCCUCCCCUGGAAGGUUCAGAUGACAAGUCAGAAUAUAAUAUGUGGAACGCUGCAGGUAUAUUUACUGGAAAAGAAAAUGGCAAAGGACACACCGGAAAGCAGUGCAAGGAUGAAUCAACUAAUAUCAAGGUUUUAUCUCCAGCCAACAUCGCAAAAAAGAUGAAACUGAAAUUUACUAAAGCCUGGAUAUCAUUCCUUAGACUACCACUUUCUGUUGAUGUUUACAAAGAGGUUUUGGUGAACCUUCAUCAAAUUGUUCUUCCCUACCUGUCUAAUCCUCUCAUGUUGUGUGAUUUCCUAACACGGUCAUAUGAUAUUGGUGGGGUAGUCAGUGUGAUGGCUCUUAGCAGUUUGUUUGUUCUCAUGACACAACAUGGUCUUGAAUACCCCAAUUUCUAUGAAAAGCUCUAUGCUCUACUGGAACCUUCUAUUUUUAUGGCAAAACAUAGGGCUAAGUUCUUCCAGCUUCUUGAUUCGUGCCUGAAAUCACCACUUCUUCCUGCAUAUUUGGCAGCUGCUUUCUGUAAAAAACUCAGUCGGCUAUCGCUCGCCAUCCCUCCUUCAGGAGCAUUGGUCAUUGUUGCUCUAAUUCAUAAUCUCUUGAGGAGACAUCCUUCAAUAAAUUGCUUGGUGCACCAGGAGGAUGCUAAUGAGACUACUGAAGACAUUACAGGAGCAGAGAGAGGGACGGAUGGUAGCACUGAAGACUCCAAUGCCAGCAAAGAAAUAUCAAGCGUCAAGCCUGGCAUUGAUCCUUUUGAUGACAAGCAGAAGGAUCCUUUGAAGACUAAUGCAAUGAGGAGCUCUCUGUGGGAGGUUGACACACUCCGUCAUCACUACUGCCCGCCGGUGUCCAGAUUUGUUUUGUCCCUUGAGACUGAUUUGACAGUCAGAGCUAAAACUACUGAAGUAGCCGUCAAAGAUUUCAGUUCUGGUUCAUAUGCAACGAUUUUUGGUGAUGAGAUUCGGAGGAGAGUUAAACAGGUUCCCCUUGCGUUCUACACAACAACUCCAACUAUGUUAUUUCCGGAGUCGGAUUUUCUAGGUUGGACUUUCAAAUUGAAGGAUGAGGAUAAUACUGCAGUGCUGGAUUACACGUCAAAAGAAAAUGGUCAUAUUUCUGCAAAGCGAAGUCGAGUGGAGAGCUCAUGAUUUUAUUGGAACGAAGUGGUUCUUGACCUUUGUGUGACCUCUGUAAUUCAUGAUUCUUUCAAAUUUCUCAUUUCUUCCUUUCAGGAAGCAAAAUUUUGACAAUUUCACUAAGCUGUACUUUAAUGCUGAGUGGCGUGUAAGCAUUUGCUUUUGAUAAAGUCUUGUAUCUGGUAACUGCAGAAUUGCCCUUC